This is a messenger RNA of Ambispora leptoticha, 483 nucleotides long. The record is from the annotation of a GenBank genome assembly. Lineage: Eukaryota; Fungi; Glomeromycota; Glomeromycetes; Archaeosporales; Ambisporaceae.
AGGAAGCUAACCUCUAAACAAAAAUUGCCAGGUUAUAGUGUAUCUACUGUGGUUCACUCUAGUGAGAUAAUUUUAGACUUGAGCACGAGACCUGGUACACUAGUUCCUGACCUGCUUGCGAAAUGUUAUUCACCUGCUGAGCAUAACGCAGUAGCGAGAAAAAGAGAGAAGGCGCCCAACCAUAGUAAACACCUGCCAGAUUCACAUAGUCUCAACUAUAACAAGACCAACCAACCCGACCAAGUAACUAAACAAUCUAUUGAAUUAUUUGCAAAAAUUAAGAAGCACAAACAACAUUACCACACUCCUGAAAAGAGAGAAGGCAUACAACAAAAUUACAAGCCCAUGCUUGCACCAUUAAUACAACCUGCACCUGAUAACAACCUAUACAAUAUAUUCCUUCGACAAUGUAAAAUAAACCAUAAACAGAUGAAAUAUAUUGGAGUCACAACUGACGGAACAGCAGAACAUAUAAUAAAUGCU